CUUGACGCUGCUAGCCAAACUUCAGAAUGAACCCGACAAGAGACAAACCCGUUAGUUUGUAGAGGAGAAACUGUAACCGUCCAUGUCUUGUCCACAAAUAUCAACCCGCUGACACAGUUACUGACAGCAAUGUCGAGAGAAAACACCACUCGAAGUUUGGACAGCAUAGACCUCGCUGCUCUGAGAGAUCCAGCAGGUAUCUUUGAGUUGGUGGAGGUGGUUGGCAAUGGAACCUACGGUCAGGUGUACAAGGGACGUCAUGUCAAGACAGGCCAACUGGCAGCUAUCAAAGUCAUGGAAGUCACAGAGGAGGAAGAAGAGGAGAUAAAACUGGAGAUCAACAUGUUGAAGAGUUACUCCCACCAUAGAAACAUCGCUACUUAUUAUGGAGCUUUUAUUAAGAAGGGUCCUGCUGGACAGGACCACCAACUCUGGUUGGUGAUGGAGUACUGUGGGGCCGGCUCUGUGACAGACUUGGUGAAGAAGACUAAGGGGAACUGUCUGAAGGAGGACUGGAUAGCUUACAUCUGCCGAGAGGUGCUCAGGGGUCUUUCCCAUCUUCACUCCCAUCAUGUGAUUCACAGAGACAUUAAGGGACAAAAUGUUUUGCUCACAGAGAAUGCUGAAGUCAAACUGGUUGACUUUGGAGUGUCGGCACAGCUGGAUAAGACUAUCGGUCGAAGAAACACCUUCAUCGGUACUCCCUAUUGGAUGGCUCCAGAAGUCAUUGCCUGUGACGAGAACCCCGAGGCCACAUAUGACUACAGGAGUGACCUCUGGUCUUUAGGCAUCACGGCUUUAGAGAUGGCUGAAGGAGCCCCUCCUCUGUGUGACAUGCAUCCAAUGAGAGCUCUGUUUCUGAUUCCACGAAACCCUCCUCCCAAACUCAAGUCAAAGAAAUGGUCGAAGCGUUUCUUGUCGUUUGCUGAUAGUUGUCUGGUCAAGAACCAUUUGCAGCGACCGACCACUGACGCCCUGCUCAGACACGCUUUCAUCCGGGACCUGGCUAAUGAGAGACAAGUUCGCAUCAUGCUCAAAGAUCACCUGGACAGAACCAGGAAGAAAAGGGAGAAAGAGGGUCCAGAGUAUGAGUACAGUGGCAGUGAAGAAGAGGAUGACGAGGUAACAGAGGAGGAAGGAGAACCCAGCUCCAUAGUGAAUGUUCCUGGUGAGUGGACGUUAAGACGGGAGUUUCUUCGUUUACAGACAGAGGAUCGUGACGGGGGCAGAGAGGGAGGUCACGGGGGAGGUGUUGGUCAGCAAAGACAACAGGCAUUACAGCAGCACCGGCAGCAGUUGGCGGAGCAGGAGCGAUACAAGCAGCAGUUACUAGCUGACAGACAAAAGAGGAUCCAACAGCAACAUGAGCAGCGGCAAAAGUUAGAGGAUCAGCAGAGGCGGCAGCUGGCAGACUGCGCCUAUCAGUGGGCAGAGCUUCAAGAGAUCUUGCUUGGGGAGGAGUCUGAUCUCCAUGACAACAGAAUCUUACUGGAUGAGAGGAACAAGAGGAGUGACAGGAGACAGGACCAGGGAGGCAGGCAACGGAGUGCCGAUGUGUCAGUGAGGCCUCAGGACUCCGCCGCAGAGCAGAGAGUCGUGGCUUCAAACCAGCUGCUUCAGCAUAAGGCCCAGCUCUCCCAGCCUCAGCUACAGCCACAAGCCAAGCCCCAGCCUCUGGCUCAGCAUCAGCAGCCGUCAGCGGGCAGGAGAUCCCACCGCACCCUGCCCAAGGACCAAACCCAGCUCCUGUCGCUGCAGCACGACCACAGACACAGGGAGAGAGAGAGGCAGAGGCAGAGAGAAAAGCCUGUGGCAGCAGUCCAGAAGCUAACAGCUAAUAGUGGGAACGCAGCUGCUGCUACUGCUGCUGCUGCUUCCUCGCCCAGCCGCCCUGCAAACAGCCAGCGCUCAGCGAUGGAUUUCCAAGAAUCAAACCUUGCCAGGCUGCUUUUGGUUGCUGGUCUGCCCAACCAGGUGCACUCUAGGCUGGGCUCUGGGAGCAGCUCUAGUCCAUGUACUCCAGCCAUGCAGAGAGCUCACCUCAACCAGAAUGCCAAUCUGCGCUCUAGUCGAGAAGCCCCUCACAGCAGCUCGAUGUCAGAUAUGGCCAUCUCCCCGUUGUCCCCAUUUCCCCCCCUGUCCCCAACUGAUGAUGUCUUCUGGGACUCUGGGACGCCACCCAAGGUUCCAGAACGCACUACCUCUAAAUUCUACUGUCGAGAGCUGGUGAUGGGACACAAGAGGGCCGCUUCAAGUGGCAGUCCAGUGUCUGCAGCAGAUAAAAGUGGAAGGUCUGCUUCUCAUGGAGUCUCCUCCAGCAGCAGCAACCACCCAGGUUACUUCAAGCUGGAGAGUCCUCUUCUACAGCACCGUCUACAGCAGCAAAGGAGGGCACAAGAAAACAUAACCAGUGGACAUGCACAAGGUGUGAGAUCUGCUCUGGGUCGGCAUAACAAGGCCACAGAAUACUCCUCGUCCAGUGAUGAGGUCGGUAGCAGUGAUGAAGAAGAAAGGAACAGGUCUGGCCUGUCCAACGGAAAGGGGAAAUACUCCAGAGGAAUACCUGAUGGCAUCGUACUGCAACCUCAUAACAAUCUUAACCAGAUUUCUCGGAUAGGUUCCGAUGAUACCUACCUGCUACCAGACCUGCUGCAGAAAACCUCCUCCUCCAGUCCUACCCACAAUGCACUGGGACAGCAGCAGCGAACACAUGAAUUCAGCUACUCGCAAUCACCCACAGCCCCUCGGUCCCCCACACACCAGGAACUUAAUGCUGUCAGUAGUCCUAUUGGAAAAAACUGCUCCACAUCUUCCUCGUCCUCCUUCCUGUCAUUCAUCGAUCCAAGAUUGAUCCCCAUAUCAUCGCCACCACAGAGCCCUGUGGGCAGUAAGGGAGAGCAAAUCAAGAGAGAGAACCACAGAAAGGGCUCUGUGGUGAACGUGAACCCAACCAACAUUCGACCGCAGAGCGACACUCCAGAGAUCCGCAAGUACAAGAAGAAAUUCAACACUGAGGUCCUCUGUGCUGGACUCUGGGGUGUGAAUCUGUUGGUGGGGACAGAGAACGGUCUGUGGCUGCUGGAUCGAAGUGGUCAGGGCAAAGUCUACUCCCUCAUCAGCAGACGAAGGUUUCAGCAGAUGGAUGUGUUGGAAGGACUCAAUGUCCUGAUCACUAUAUCAGGUAAAAAGAACAAGCUCCGUCUGUACUACCUGUCGUGGUUAAGGAAUAAAAUCUUGCACAACGACCCAGAGGUGGAGAAAAGACAGGGUUGGACCUCAGUAGGUGACCUGGAGGGUUGUGUACACUAUAAAGUGGUGCGUUAUGAGAAGAUAAAGUUCUUAGUGAUUGCUUUGAAGAAUGCUGUGGAGGUUUACGCCUGGGCUCCCAAACCGUACCACAAAUUCAUGGCUUUCAAGUCGUUCAGGUCUCUGCCUCAAAAACCACUGUCUGUUGACCUGACAGUGGAGGAAGGUCAGAGGUUAAAGGUCAUCUACGGCUCUUUGUCUGGUUUCCAUGCCAUUGAUGUUGACUCUGGAACACCUUACGACCUCUACCUGCCUACACAUAUCCAGGGCUCCAUUCGACCCCACGCCAUUAUCAUUUUGCCAAACAGUGCUGGAACAGAGGUUCUGGUUUGCUAUGAAGACGAGGGCGUCUAUAUUGACACCUACGGCCGCAUCACCAAGGAUACAGUGCUGCAGUGGGGGGAGAUGCCUGCGUCGGUUGCCUACCUUCAGUCUAACCAGGUGAUGGGUUGGGGAGAAAAGGCCAUAGAGCUGAGGUCGGCCAACACAGGGAAUCUGGAGGGAGUUUUCAUGCACAAAAAGGCCCAGAAACUCAAGUUCCUGUGUGAAAGGAAUGACAAGGUCUUCUUUGCCUCAGUGCAGUCAGGAGGCAGCAGUCAAAUUUACUUCAUGACUCUUGGACAGAACUCACUGUUCAGCUGGUAACAACUGGACCUGUUACUCUGGGAUCAACUGGUGGUGUGUGCUAUCAUUAUUCUGGUGAUGCCUUUUAAUAUUUGUGCUGACUGAUGUUCAUCUCCAUGAACAGUGGACACCAUACAAAGAUAAAGAGAAUAUUCCUGCAUCUAUCACUCUGUCUUGUCUAGUUUCCAUGUAAAUGCGCAUGGAUCCACAGCCGAGUUCAUCGAAACUCCAACUGCAGCAAAAACUGCUUGAUGCCAUCACUUGUUCCUUUAAUACUGACGCCUGAAUCAGCUGCAGCAACACAAAUACCUGGACCUGACAUUCAGCAAAAAGGAGCUUUAGUUCACUGUCACCUCACCUGUCUAGCAGUGUCAGCAUCUGCACACAGAGCAUGUUGUUAUGACUGAACUUCGUUGUUACCUGGAGUCUUUCCCAGUGGGAUUUAGGCUCCAAACCAUCACAGCACCAGUGUGGCAGAAAUCAAGACUCCUUUGUGUGAUGUUUUAAUCUACCGGGAAGCAAAACCGAUGGCUCGAUUCAGUUGAUUGUGUGGUUACAUCUAAAAUACACACCAUCAGUGAGCAUCUGGCUUCAAGAUCCCAUCCAUCAUCUUACCUGUCAGCACUGGAGACCACAGCAGUCCGUUCAGUUUUGUUCCACAUUCCACUCACUUCUCUCCUGGAUCAAUUAACCCUUCUUUAAUCUCCUCGAAUGGACUCCGUCCUAUCAGUUACUCAGCUAAUUAUUUGUAUAUCAGUUAUUUACUCCCAUUUACUUUAGCAUUGCUUGACUGUGGUGUAAUACUGGAUCAACUGUUUCCCUUUCAUCUGAUGAAGUGUUCAUACCUGGAUAAUAAUUCUCCUGGUACAGACCAGGAGAGUAAUGUUUCCUUCUCUGGUGUUCAGCUGCUGUCUGGUUUGUCUUCAUGGAAGUACAUGUUAAAGGGAGUAAAACUAGAAGGACAGAAGUCCUUCCUUCACUCCAUGGACAUCAUCUGGGCAUUUCAGAGACUGGAUUGGGGCCAAACUGUGGACUAAGUAGGACAACUACUGUAUGUCAUUCCACAUUUUGUCACUAUUGCGUGCCAAUUUUUUCCCUAAUGAUCUUUUGAAUUCAGUAUCCAGAUCCCGGAUCCAUCCGUGUCCCGAAUACCUCACCAGUGUUAUUUAAAAGACCCCAUGUUUUCUUCUUCACUGCUAUAAGCAUAUACCAAGGACCCAAACAAAUUAGUCAGUUACUGUACUGAAUCCUUAUUCUGUUGAUUUCCAUAUUGUAUCAUUAGACAGUAUUAUAUUUAUGCAUCAAAUGUUAUAUCAUUGACAGAGGAGUUUCCUCUUUUUGUCGUCUGAGGUGACAGUAAGUCAGUUUAACACCCAACACAUAGAUUCAAUUAGUUAUGUUAAACUGCAUCCAUAGCUGUAAAUAUACUGUCUAUGUGAACUUUAUAAUAAGGCAAAAUGCUUGAAUUGAAUUACUGUCGUGAAGACGUAGUUGGCUAACUUAAGAUUAUUCAUUAGGUCAUCUCUUAUUAUCAGCUUGAAGUCCACUUUGCUCUCUGUCUAGCCGGAAUCAGUUGCCAAUAAGGCAACAUUUAUCUCUUGGGAUACUUGCUGCAAUGCACACUUUGCAUUAAAAUAUGUUGAGACUUUUUUUUAUUUUAUUUUAUUUUCUAUCACAGUCUUGAUGCAGUACCUCACCAGUCCUCUUAGGUCCCAGUUUGGGCAUUCCCUCCACAACAUUUGAUUCUUCUUAUUCCAUACGUAGGAUCUCUAGAGCCUUGUACUUUUACACAAGUAGAGAUAUAAAACAACGCCACAGUAACAGGCUUAGAAUUAUUUUCUGCAUCUGUUUUGUACAGCUUAGGAUGUAUAUAUUCUUGUAAGAUGCACUGUUUUCUAAAUAUUUUAUAAUUGACAACCCAUCUUUAUGUAUGUGUACAGGAUUACAGGCUAAUGAAUGUGAAAUUCCAUCCCAGAGCAGAAUUCAUACAUACUAUUCCCACGAUCCUUGAAAGUUCAGUGUUUGUGAACAUGAACAGGAGCUACUGACAGUGAAUUUGAAGGCUCCUGUUCAGGUUGACCAACCUGGUCAGUGUUCAAGAUCAAAUAGUGGAUCAUAUGAAUUCUGUUUUGUGGUUGAUUUUCUGCUAACAUGUAGAAGUCAAGCUCUUUGCACAAUGGCCACCUUGUACAUGUUUCUGUUAUAUCCUCCUUUGAAAUGACUGUUUUUGUUUCAAAGCAGGUAUUUGAAGAUCACUUAAAGCCAUUCUGUAGUCAGUAUUGAAGAUAUAACUGAAAGCCAUUGGCUUUGGUUCAGUCUUUCUUACACUACCCAACAUGGGACGCACACCUGUGUUUGAUGGGUCACCUUGAGAUUUUUUUGUCAAGCUUGGAUGUGAUGAGAUGCAAUGAGCUGGGCCUGUUGUAUAGUAUUUGUUAUGUUUUCCUUGGUAUUUUUGUCAUUUACACAAUGAGCGUCAAAGCAAGAAACCAAAGAUGAAGGCUUUGAUUUAUUGGUGUCCUUGAAUCAGACUGUGUAAGAUAAAUAAUCACAACUGACUAUUUCAUUUGGAAAGAUCAUUUUUAUUUUAAAAACUUAGAGAGUUCAGCAAAUAUUAUUAUAAACUGUACAAAAGAUGCAAACUAGACCAAGACAUCAGACACACCUGAAAAAUCUCCCAGGAAUAAUGUGUCUCUCUAAAUUGCAACAAAAUACAGGCAAUCUAAUAUUGCUAGUGUUCAUAUAUUUAAUAGCUUACAUGUAUGUUUUAGACAGUGCUAGGUUUGCUAAAGGUGAAGAAAUAAUUGGUUUUUACCUUCAAAUGUGAAUUUCAAUUUGUCCAUUUCUGAUACAUUUGAAUUAAAACGUUACCGUUUUCUCCUCGUUCGUCAGAUUUUGCUCAAACGGCUAACGUGGUAAUGUUUUGUGUUACAUUUUCCUCUAUAUUAUAUCCACUCUUAAAUGUUGAGGCUAUCAAAAUCUGUGCCAAAUAUUAUAUAUUUAGUGAUUCUUUGAGUUUUAGUUUUUAUUAUGACUUGAUAUAAAUAUUGCAGCUGGUUCUGUGAGAAUAUUUUAAACUGGAAAAUGAACUUAUUGAUAAUGACUGUCUUAUUGCUAAGUUGUCACCAAAUUACGUACAGUGUUUGUUUCAAUGGUAAACUGACAGCUAGCUAACACCAGAUAGCUAACGUUAGCUAACAGGGGCUAAAAAUCUCAGAGCUAAGCAAGCUAACUUGUAAUAGAGUUUGUAGCUAACAUAUGGCUAAGAAAGUAGAGGGGUUUGGCUAGCAGCAACAAAAUGUGUCACUUGCUGAUAAUGACUGUCCUAUUGUCACCAAAUUUCAUACAGUGUUUGUUUCAGUGGUAAACAACUGAGACUGCAGACAAGAUAACUACUUAGCAUGGAUACAGUGCAUGGAAAUACAGGAGUGUAAACUGAGCAUAACAAGCUAACGGAUGCAGAAUUUCAAGCUAACAAUGACUAAAGCCAAGCCAAGCUAACUUGCAAUAGAGUUACUGGCCAACAUUUGUUGCUAAGAUAGUUGAGAGGUUUGGCUAGCAGCAGCAAAAUGUCUUUUUUUCUCUGUACUCAGUUGCAAAUCUGUUUACAGUUUCCUAAAAAAUAUUAACUACAUUUCAUACACUGUAAAUUAAAAUAUUAAAAAUUGGUAAAAGCAUUUUCAUAGACAUUCAUUCAAAACAUAUUUCAGACUUUGGAAAUACAUCUAUUCCUAUGUGCAGCUCGCAUCAAGUAAAAUGUGAUCAAAAUAUUUUUCGGCCAAACAUUUCUAGUGCUAAAAAUAUGUUUUAAGUGGGCUAAAUGCCGCAUUAGACAUUUAGUGUUGCAACUUUUAUUCUGAAAUCUUGACAUAAAUGCAUUCAGCUGUCCUGUAUAUGUUAAUGGCAUGUCAUAUUUAGAGCAAGUCACUGUGCUAGUUUUUGGUCAGGUCUAGUCAGUUGUUAAAUUUGUGGCCAGCACACCACUGGCAGGUUUGGCCAGGCUCCUGAGCAAGAUCCUGGCCAUUAGAGUCCAGACAGGACAGGAGACCGGACCUAAGUAGUCCAAACUACCAUAGUGGUUCCAUCAUGUGUUCAGUCACACCUUACAUUUACACAGACAAUGUACAGUAACAUUGUACAGUAGCUAGGCUGUAUGCUACACUACCCAACACGCUCUGUCAAAUGAGUCCUUUCAUUAAACACCCUUUGAUUUAACGUAAAAGUCAGAAUGUCGUGACAGUCUGAUUUCAUGUCCGCAUAUUUGAAAGCAAUAAUGUAAAUGUUUGAGUACCACUGAUUUAUCAUUGUUAUGCAAUCAUAUUACAGUGACAGAAUUUAUUAGAUGAGUUAUGAUUUGGCAAAUAAAUCGAUUAUGUCAAGGGAUACAUGGAAGUAUAUACAUUUUUGAAAAACAGGUUACCAUCCUUACACUUUCAAGUUUUAGCUCAGUAUAAAAGUUAUGGUGUUCAGUUUCUAAGGAAAGUUUAUUUUCUGCAUAUACGUCCACUUAAAAGCCAUUCCUCUAGAUGUGCCUAUUUUCUAUUUGGCAUUGUGUUGUCUGCAUCGUUCUUCACCCUGCUGUAGGAAACAACAUCUGGUACAAGCUGCCCAGAGCCAGUGUUACACCUAAUGAUGUGUUACAUACAGUAUGUGGGUUAAUGCAUUUGUCACCUAAAGCUGCA
Epinephelus fuscoguttatus (brown-marbled grouper) is the source of this 8612-nucleotide messenger RNA. Its product is annotated as misshapen-like kinase 1. NCBI's taxonomy places the organism in Eukaryota, Metazoa, Chordata, Actinopteri, Perciformes, Serranidae. Gene Ontology annotation, molecular function: ATP binding; protein kinase activity. Bases 130 to 3951 code for a protein of 1273 amino acids. The record is from RefSeq and is a predicted model, not a curated record. Gene Ontology annotation, biological process: protein phosphorylation. The transcript has 33 exons.